CGCGGCUGCUGCGCUUCUGCUGCUGCUGGAUCUAAUUUCAUAGUCGAGCUCUGCUCGUGACGAGACGCGCGGUGUUAGUUAGUUAGGGCUAGCUAUAUCAGCGUGUGGCGCGAGUCUAUCUCUCCCUCUUUCUCUCCAUCUAUUUCUCUCGUUCUGUCUCUCCUUCUCUCUUCUCCGUGGCUCUACCCUCAGCAGCAGCGGCGGAGGUCCGGCUGGGCUCCGUUGAUUGGUGUUUUCCUCGUUUCUCCCUCUUUCUUCUCUGAGGGAAGUGAGGCGACGCUGGAUUUGUUAGCUAAAGCUACUUCUAACAAAAGCGAACCGCCCUCAGAGAGAGAGAGAGGGAGAGAGAGAGAGUGUGUGUGAGUAAGAGAGAGAGUGUGCGUGAGUGAGAGAGAGAGAGAGAGAGAGAAAGAGAGAGAGAGAGAGCGCACGCGGCUGCUCACUUUACGAAGACCGGGGGGGAAGCCUGGGCUCGCACCUCCUCUUGUUGCAUGGUGUGUGUGGUGGCGGUGUUUUUGGACGAGCUGAAGCGGGUCGACCAAUGCAGAAAAGGGAGAAAAGUUUCGGUAAGAGCUUCACUCUCUCCUUUUUCAGGUAUACAAAUGCUCUCCGUCCAGCCGGACACGAAGCCAAAAGGCUGUGCCGGCUGCAACCGGAAGAUCAAGGACCGCUACCUGCUGAAGGCCCUGGACAAGUACUGGCACGAGGACUGCCUCAAGUGUGCCUGCUGCGACUGCCGCCUGGGCGAGGUGGGCUCCACGCUCUACACCAAAGCCAACCUCAUUCUGUGCCGGCGGGACUACCUCCGGUUGUUUGGCGUGACGGGGAACUGUGCGGCCUGCAGCAAGCUCAUCCCAGCCUUUGAGAUGGUCAUGAGGGCCAAGGAGAACGUCUAUCACCUCGACUGCUUCGCCUGCCAGCUCUGUAACCAGAGGUUUUGCGUUGGAGAUAAAUUCUUCCUGAAGAACAACAUGAUCCUGUGUCAGACGGACUACGAGGAGGGCCUGAUGAAGGAAGGCUACGCCCCGCAAGUCCGCUGACCCCCGCACAACCCUUUUCAUCUGCAGGGGGUGGGAGAGAGAGCUGAGAGAGGACCUGAAAGAGGACAUGCAAUCAGACACCAAAAGCUCUAGCAUCCUCUCCAGCCCCUGUCCUUGAUAAUGUACAUAAGAAAAGCCCGGUUAAGGGGCACAGCUGUACAGAAUAGCCAUAGAGACUUUUUGUGAGUGGGAAAAGAAGGGGGUUCUCCUGAGCCCUGCCAUCCAAGAGCAAAGUCACGGUGGUCAUGGACGUUGCUGUAGUUCUUUUGAAAAAGACCCUGCCUCUCCCUUGCCCCACAUGGCCUUACGGAGACAGUUGGCCCCUUGGCCUGGUGCCUCAGCCACACACACACACGUACACAUAUACGCACACACCCUCUCUGUCCCUUUCACACACAUACACACGUAUACAUCCAACCCUGCAAAACGCAGCCACUCUCCAAGACCCCUCUCCAAAUCACAAUGACCCCAUUUCACUCCCUUCACAGGCUGAGGACCACAGAAAAGGGAAAAAAAAUGAGAAAACAAUCAAGGAAUUGAUUGGUGAAAAGGCACGAGUAUGGUAUGGCCGUGAGAGAGGGAGCUGUGUCAACAUAAGAUCUCAGGUUGAGUGGGUUUCCUUAUUUCUCUUUUCUAUUACUUUUCUUCUCUUUUCCCUUUGUGAGAAAAAAAGCGAUAGGCAGUCAUCCCUAGCCCCGUCCAGCUGAGCACUAUUCAGCUCUCCCUAUGACUUUCGACCCUUCCUAUCCCCCCGCCUUUGACUCUUUCUUAUGGAUUCAGCAGAUCCGCCUGGGAUGCCUACACUCUGUGACACAGUUGCAAUUAUCAAGUACAAUUAUAACAUAUUCUGAUAAAAUAAAAAUAAAAUAAAAACAUCUGCCUGCUUUGUAUCUUUAAACUCGGCCUCCAAAAGUGACUCAAACAUGAAAACAUGGAGGCAGGUGAUGGGAGGUAGGGAGAUAUAUGCCAGAUCAUUCAUUGUCUGUCAGGACACUGAGGGGAUUUGACACUAGGGAGUUUGUGAGGUGAGGGGUGGGUCUGAUUAACCUCUUUUAUAUACUGUAUUUAUUUGAUAGUUUCUUUUCUUUUCUUUUCUUUUUGUCAUUGUGCAUUGUACUGAGGCUUUGUCCUUGGCAUGUUUAUACUUGAAUUCGAUCACUGUCCGGUUGCUGAGCCUCACAAGUGUUGCCUCAUUAGCCGCACGCUGAAUGCAACACUUGUUCUAACUUGAAAACCAAGUUGGGUCAAGCAAGAAUCAAGAUGGAGGAGUUUGUUGUACCUCUGAACUCCUGGCUUGAAGGGGUUUUUGUGUCCCUUUAGCCACGUGUUUGGCUGUUGGCUCAAGGCGACCAGCUAAGUGCUAAGUUAUUUACUACAAGAUACUACUGUACCAAGCUUCAGCAGCAUCCCUCCGACAGACUUCAGUUAAACUGAGGGCAAAGCCAAGAGAAAAGACGAAUAUGAUUUGUAAAUGGUCGUUGUACAUAUUUGAAAAAAAACAAACAAAAUAAAAGUAUUCCUUUUUGCUUGCUAUUAUAUAAUGAUUUUCUUUUUAUGUGUCACUCAGCAUGAGAUGUUUAUUUUUAGGACACGUGUACAUACUGUAUUGUAAUCAUUUUAAUCACAAAUGUAAUACAGUUUUAUUGUGUUAA
Astyanax mexicanus (Mexican tetra) is the source of this 2692-nucleotide messenger RNA. It is a transcript of the gene lmo3, whose product is annotated as LIM domain only 3. NCBI's taxonomy places the organism in Eukaryota, Metazoa, Chordata, Actinopteri, Characiformes, Acestrorhamphidae. The transcript is spliced from 4 exons. Gene Ontology annotation, biological process: positive regulation of transcription by RNA polymerase II. The record is from RefSeq and is a predicted model, not a curated record. Gene Ontology annotation, molecular function: transcription coactivator activity; DNA-binding transcription factor binding. Bases 492 to 1040 code for a protein of 182 amino acids. Gene Ontology annotation, cellular component: nucleus.